GUUCUGUAAUGAAGAAAUCUCGAGAAAGUGGUUUCUUGUUCUGUGGUUUGUGUGGCAAUAUGGUGGUCUUGAAAUCAACCAAGUGUGCAGAAUGUCCACUUUGCAAAACAACGAGAAAUGCUAAAGAUAUCAUUGACAAGAACAUAGCUUACACAGUUUCUGUUGAGGAUAUCAGAAGAGAAUUAGGAAUAUCUCUGUUUGGUGAAAAGGCGCAGGAAGACGUAGAGCUGCUACAGGUUUGUAAUAAGAUAACAGUUCUCACACGUUUUUUUUUCUCAAUACAUGGCUUGUGAUGUUGAUGGAUGAUUCGUCUCUUUGCAGAUCAAAAAGGCGUGAGAGAAAUGCCAGCACCCAGAGCUUGUAUACACAACCAGACAGGUAUAAGUUUUAGAUUCUUUGUUUCAAGUUCUUGUCUUCUUUAAUUCAACUUCAACGACAAUUUAAGUGAAGCUUUUGGUUCAUUUCUGCUAU
This is a messenger RNA of Camelina sativa (false flax), 471 nucleotides long. The record is from RefSeq and is a predicted model, not a curated record. NCBI's taxonomy places the organism in Eukaryota, Viridiplantae, Streptophyta, Magnoliopsida, Brassicales, Brassicaceae.